This is a messenger RNA of Entamoeba dispar SAW760, 807 nucleotides long. RefSeq lists its product as uncharacterized. The coding region runs from base 1 to 807 and encodes 268 amino acids. Lineage: Eukaryota; Evosea; Mastigamoebida; Endamoebidae. The transcript has a single exon. The record is from RefSeq and is a predicted model, not a curated record.
AUGAUUUUUACAUCCUUUAUUAGUUUAUUGUAUCGAUCACCUUCAUAUUCUGAUGAUGAUAUUAUUGAUCCAAUUGCUUUAUUUAAUUUAAAUGGAUUUGGAGCUGCUUUUUCAGUUAUUUCAGUAUCACUUGCAUGUCAUCAUAAUAUUCCUGAAAGUGUAGCACCAUUACAAGAUAAAAGAAAAUUAAAAAAAUUAAUAUUUAUUACAUUAUUGUCAGCAACAAUAAUUUAUAUUACUCUUGGAAUUAUUGGUGCACUUUGUUUUGGAAAGAAAACAGUAUCACCAAUAACAACAAAUUGGUUAGAAUAUACUGGGUGUGAUGGUGGAUUUGGAAUAUGUCAAGACCAUAAAAUAAGAUGGUAUGGAUAUGUUAUUCAAAUUACUAUUCUUAUGUUUCCUUUAGUAAAUUUAACAUCAGAAUAUCCAUUAGUAAGUGCUACACUAGCUUCAAAUAUUUCACAACUUUCAUCUGAAAAUACUUCAAAAGUUUCUUUUAGUUCUAAGUGUUUAGCUGCAUUUCCACCUUUAUUAUUAGCAAUGAUUAAAGCUGAUUUAUCAAAAAUAUUUGGAUUUACUGGAAUAUUUGGAUUUGUAUUAAUUCUUAUUCUACCUUCAAUGUUCCAAAUUUUCUCUAAAAAAACUUAUAAAUUUCAAUUUGGUAAAAAAGCUUCAACAACAAUUUAUUCAGGAGUGUAUAGUACUUCUAGACUGGCUUGGUGUGUAUUAAUUAUUUCUAUUAUUCUUUUUGCAUUUUCUGUUGUUCAAAACCUUGACAGUUUAUUCAAUAUUAAUUGGUUAAAUUAA